CUCUAGGCGAUGCCGAGCAGCUCGGACACGGCGCUGGGGGGAGGCGGGGGCCUGAGCUGGGCGGAGAAGAAGUUGGAGGAACGCCGCAAGCGGAGGCGAUUCCUGUCCCCUCAGCAGCCGCCGCUGCUGUUGCCGCUCCUGCAGCCGCAGCUCCUGCAACCGCCGCCGCCCCCGCCGCCUCUGCUCUUCCUGGCUGCUCCCGGCACGGCCGCCGCCGCAGCCGCCGCCGCCGCGGCCUCCUCCUCUUGCUUCAGCCCGGGCCCCCCUCUGGAGGUCAAGCGGCUGGCGAGAGGCAAGAGGCGCGCAGGAGGGCGGCAGAAGCGGCGCCGCGGGCCCCGCGCCGGGCAGGAGGCGGAGAAGCGUCGGGUCUUCUCGCUGCCCCAGCCGCAGCAGGACGGCGGUGGCGGUGCUAGUAGCGGCGGGGGUGUGACCCCGCUGGUGGAAUACGAGGAUGUGAGCUCCCAGUCCGAGCAGGGGCUGCUGCUGGGGGGGGCCAGCGCGGCAACGGCGGCGACGGCUGCCGGGGGAACGGGGGGCAGCGGCGGGAGUCCGGCCUCCUCCUCCGGCACCCAGCGGCGCGGGGAGGGGUCGGAGCGCAGGCCCCGCCGGGACCGCCGCAGCAGCAGUGGCCGCAGCAAGGAGCGCCACCGCGAGCACCGGCGGCGGGAUGGGCAGCGUGGUGGCAGCGAGGCCUCCAAGUCCCGCAGCCGCCACAGCCACAGCGGCGAGGAGCGGGCCGAGGUCGCCAAGAGCGGCAGCAGCAGCAGCAGCGGCGGCCGCAGGAAAAGCGCUUCGGCCACGUCCAGCAGCAGUAGCAGCCGCAAGGACCGGGACUCGAAGGCCCACCGCAGCCGGACUAAGUCGUCCAAGGAGCCGCCUUCGGCCUACAAGGAACCGCCCAAGGCCUACCGGGAGGACAAGACCGAGCCCAAGGCCUACAGGCGGCGGCGGUCCCUCAGCCCGCUGGGAGGCCGGGACGACAGCCCGGUGUCGCACAGGGCCUCUCAGAGCCUGAGGAGCCGCAAGUCCCCCAGCCCGGCAGGAGGUGGCAGCAGCCCCUAUUCUCGGCGGCUGCCGCGCUCCCCGAGCCCCUACAGCCGCCGCCGCUCCCCCAGCUACAGCCGCCACAGCUCCUACGAGCGGGGCGGCGACGUGUCCCCUAGUCCCUACAGCAGCAGCAGCUGGCGCCGCUCUCGCAGUCCCUACAGCCCUGUGCUCAGACGGUCUGGAAAAUCCCGAAGCAGAAGCCCGUAUUCAUCUAGGCAUUCAAGAUCUCGUAGCAGGCACAGAUUGUCUAGAUCCAGAAGUCGUCAUUCUAGUAUUUCUCCUAGCACACUAACUCUGAAGAGUAGCCUGGCAGCUGAAUUGAACAAGAAUAAAAAAGCACGAGCAGCAGAGGCAGCAAGAGCCGCAGAAGCAGCGAAAGCUGCAGAAGCAACUAAGGCUGCUGAGGCUGCUGCCAAGGCUGCAAAAGCUUCAAACACUUCUACACCUACCAAGGGGAACACAGAAACCAGUGCCAGUGCAUCACAAACAAACCAUGUGAAGGAUGUGAAGAAAAUUAAAAUUGAACAUGCACCUUCUCCAUCAAGUGGUGGAACUUUAAAAAAUGACAAAGCAAAAACAAAGCCACCUCUUCAGGUAACAAAGGUGGAAAAUAAUUUGAUUGUAGAUAAAGCCACCAAGAAAGCAGUCAUAGUUGGAAAGGAGAGUAAAUCUGCUGCUACAAAGGAGGAACCAGUAUCUCUUAAAGAGAAAACCAAACCACUUACACCAAGCAUAGGAGCCAAGGAGAAGGAGCAACAUGUAGCUUUAGUGACCUCUACAUUACCACCGUUACCUUUGCCUCCCAUGCUGCCUGAAGAUAAAGAAGCUGAUAGCUUACGAGGAAAUAUUUCAGUAAAAGCAGUUAAAAAAGAAGUAGAAAAGAAACUCCGAUGUCUUCUUGCUGAUUUACCGCUGCCCCCUGAGCUACCAGGAGGAGAUGAUCUUUCAAAGAGUCCAGAGGAAAAGAAAACAGCAACACAGUUACAUAGUAAAAGGAGGCCUAAAAUAUGUGGGCCUCGCUAUGGUGAAAUCAAAGAAAAAGAUAUUGACUGGGGAAAACGCUGCGUGGAUAAAUUUGAUAUCAUCGGAAUUAUUGGAGAAGGUACUUACGGACAAGUUUACAAAGCCAGGGAUAAAGACACUGGAGAAAUGGUAGCCUUAAAAAAAGUACGUCUGGAUAAUGAAAAGGAAGGCUUUCCAAUUACAGCAAUUCGAGAAAUUAAAAUUCUCCGGCAGCUUACCCAUCAGAGUAUUAUCAAUAUGAAGGAAAUAGUGACUGAUAAAGAAGAUGCUUUGGAUUUCAAGAAGGACAAAGGUGCAUUUUAUCUGGUGUUUGAAUAUAUGGACCAUGAUCUGAUGGGACUACUGGAAUCAGGCUUGGUUCAUUUUAAUGAAAAUCACAUAAAGUCAUUUAUGAGACAGCUCAUGGAGGGUCUGGAUUAUUGUCAUAAGAAGAACUUUUUGCAUAGAGAUAUUAAAUGUUCCAAUAUCCUUCUAAAUAAUAGAGGACAGAUAAAACUUGCAGACUUUGGACUUGCUCGAUUGUAUAGCUCAGAAGAAAGUCGGCCGUAUACUAACAAGGUAAUUACUUUAUGGUACCGUCCACCUGAACUGCUACUGGGAGAAGAACGAUACACACCAGCCAUUGAUGUAUGGAGCUGUGGCUGUAUCCUUGGCGAACUCUUCACUAAAAAACCUAUAUUUCAAGCAAAUCAGGAACUUGCACAACUAGAAUUAAUAAGCCGAAUAUGUGGGAGUCCAUGUCCUGCAGUGUGGCCUGAUGUAAUCAAACUACCAUAUUUCAACACCAUGAAACCAAAGAAGCAAUAUCGUCGAAAGUUAAGAGAAGAAUUUGUUUUUAUUCCUGCAGCUGCGCUAGACUUAUUUGAUUACAUGCUCGCCUUGGAUCCUAGUAAGCGCUGCACUGCUGAACAGGCUCUUCAGUGCGAGUUCCUCCGAGAUGUGGAACCCUCAAAAAUGCCUCCACCAGAUCUCCCUUUAUGGCAAGAUUGUCAUGAGUUAUGGAGUAAAAAGCGAAGAAGACAGAAGCAGAUGGGCAUGACUGAUGAUGUUUCCACAAUUAAAGCCCCCAGGAAGGACUUGUCUCUGGGCUUGGAUGACAGCAGAACCAACACACCCCAGGGUGUGCUGCCAUCUUCACAGCUGAAAUCUCAGGGCAACUCAAAUGUGGCACCUGUAAAAACAGGCCCUGGACAGCACUUAAACCACAGUGAAUUGGCAAUUCUACUAAACCUACUACAAUCUAAAACAAGUGUUAAUAUGGCUGAUUUUGUCCAAGUGUUGAACAUUAAGGUAAACUCUGAGACUCAACAGCAGCUAAAUAAAAUAAACCUUCCUGCUGGAAUUUUGGCAACAGGUGAAAAACAGACAGAUCCAUCAACACCACAACAGGAGUCUUCGAAACCGUUGGGAGGAAUUCAGCCUUCUUCUCAGACCAUCCAGCCUAAAGUGGAGACUGAUGCUGCCCAGGCGGCUGUGCAGAGUGCAUUUGCAGUUCUGUUGACUCAGUUAAUAAAGGCUCAGCAGUCAAAGCAGAAAGAUGUGCUACUAGAAGAGAGGGAAAAUGGAUCGGGACAUGAAGCGUCAUUACAACUCAGGCCACCUCCAGAACCCAGCACUCCGGUGUCGGGACAAGAUGACCUCAUCCAGCAUCAAGAUAUGAGGAUCUUGGAGCUAACGCCAGAACCAGACCGGCCUCGAAUUCUGCCUCCUGACCAACGACCUCCCGAGCCUCCUGAACCACCACCAGUCACUGAGGAAGAUCUAGAUUAUCGGACAGAAAACCAGCAUGUACCCACCACCAGUUCGUCAUUAACUGACCCUCAUGCCGGAGUGAAGGCAGCCCUGUUACAGCUGCUUGCUCAGCAUCAGCCCCAGGAUGACCCCAAAAGAGAAGGUGGGAUUGAUUAUCAAGCAGGAGACACUUACGUGUCCACUUCAGACUACAAGGACAACUUUGGAUCCUCUUCUUUCUCUUCUGCUCCUUAUGUUGGCAAUGAUGGUCUAGGAAGCAGUUCUGCUCCACCACUAGAACGACGUAGUUUCAUUGGAAAUUCAGAUAUUCAGUCUUUGGAUAACUACAGUACUGCUUCAUCUCAUUCUGGUGGUCCACCUCAGCCUUCUGCCUUUUCUGAGUCAUUUCCCAGUUCAGUAGCUGGAUAUGGAGACAUUUACCUCAAUGCUGGUCCCAUGUUGUUUAGUGGAGACAAGGACCAUAGAUUUGAAUAUAGCCAUGGUCCUAUUGCAGUCCUGGCAAACAGCAGUGACCCUUCCACGGGGCCAGAGAGUACUCAUCCUUUGCCAGCAAAGAUGCACAACUAUAACUAUGGUGGUAACUUACAGGAAAAUCCGAGUGGCCCCAGCCUCAUGCAUGGACAGACCUGGACUUCUCCUGCCCAAGGACCUGGAUAUUCACAAGGAUACAGGGGACAUAUUAGCACAUCAGCUGGCAGAGGCAGAGGCAGAGGGUUACCAUACUGAGUAUCUGUUUUUCCUCAGGCACAUCAUUUUUAUCUGGAAAGACUUUUCUAGCUGCAAUUUAAGGCAGCAAUCCAAGAGACUUGAAUAAUAAUAAUUCAACAACAGCUUUAUUUUUAUGUGGAGAAGGGUCUUGCAUACAAUAGUUUAAAAAAGACAAAAAAAAAACCUUUGCUUAAAUUCAUGCUGUUCUAAAAACUAGAUCUAUCGAUUGUACAUCUUCACAAAUUCUAGUUAACAAUUUUAUUUUGUAUUCUUGCAGUUUUAAGUGGAUGCUAAUUUUAGGGACAUAAGCCUUUUAUGGCCCUCUUGCAGAUCUUCUGAACUAUGCACAUUUGUGCUUUUUUUGUAAGUUUGGACCAACUUUUAUGUAACAAACAGCCCCUCCCCAUCUCCAGUUUUACAACAAUCAGAAAGGGCACUGAUUUAUUUGGUAUUUUUCUUUUUACAAAGCUACCUUUAGUCAAAGGUCACUGUCAGUCUUUGCACCUGCUUUCAGUGUUAUUGUGAAAGGUGUACUUUGUGCUCAUUUCAGAAAAUAAAACACAACCUUUCUCUUGA
Molecule: messenger RNA, 5106 nt
Organism: Pongo pygmaeus (Bornean orangutan)
Lineage: Eukaryota; Metazoa; Chordata; Mammalia; Primates; Hominidae
Gene: CDK13
Product: cyclin dependent kinase 13
Exons: 14
Coding region: 10-4548 (1512 amino acids)
Biological process (GO): protein phosphorylation; positive regulation of transcription elongation by RNA polymerase II
Cellular component (GO): cyclin/CDK positive transcription elongation factor complex; nucleus
Molecular function (GO): RNA polymerase II CTD heptapeptide repeat kinase activity; ATP binding; cyclin binding
Source: RefSeq, a predicted model, not a curated record